AGGAAGGGAAGAAUAAAUCUAAUGAUCCUAGCAUUGAUAGAAAAGAGGAUGAUAUGUUUGAGUUAGUUGGAACACCAGCAACUAAAGAUUUUAGUGACUUGAUGAAGAAAGCUAAGGAGCUUAUUUUUUGCUCCAAGAACCACUCUUGGGUCUCAACCAGGCAUCAAAAGUACAAUGGCUACUCAGGAUGCAAUUCAUAAAGCCCAUAUUGUAGUUGCAGAAUUCUUCUAUGAGUUGAUCUGUUGAUGCAAGCUAUGGCUGAGAAUGAUGUUAAUGACAUUCCUGGAGGAAGUGGAGCUACAAGUAGGAAAAGAGGUCGCAAUGAAGGCGAUGAUGGAGAUGAUUGUAGCACAGCAAUUGGCAUGGUGUCCUCAAGCAGUGAUUCAUCGUAUGCUAGUGGUGGUGAAUGAGAUGACGUUGAAGUUGUAUUUGAUAGUUGUUCACUUGUUUGAGUUUGAG
Messenger RNA from Linum tenue, 459 nucleotides. NCBI's taxonomy places the organism in Eukaryota, Viridiplantae, Streptophyta, Magnoliopsida, Malpighiales, Linaceae. The record is from the annotation of a GenBank genome assembly.